AUGAAUAAGAAUAAUGAAGACCCAGGACUAGGGCGGCAGAUAUUGCACCAGGAGAAAGGAGCACUUCCAACGAUUCCUGCUGGCGUAACUCUAGACGAAGGCGUAACAUUCGAUGAAAACUUGGACGAAAAAGUGCUUAGAAGAAAAGAGAGUCGAAUGCAGACGGCGCGUGAGAAGCUGCUAGCAAGGGAGCAGUGGGAAACAGAUAAUAUCGCUGGCGGCACAACUAGCAUUAGUACUCCAAGUGGAGGGCGUGCUAACGCCACCAGGAGUCGCGUCAGAGGCGCAUUAGGAACUGCUAACAACUUCAAUACUGGGACUACUAGUACUGGCUCUUCAUCUGCGUCCUCUUCGUUCGUGCCAAGAGAAGCGUCUACGUCCUCAUCUUCUUUGCAGCUUGGCGGAGGCGCUUUCGGGGGUGCGGGCAGAGGGCUGCACGACGGCGAAUUUCUUCAUGGUAGCGAAGAUUCCAAUGGAGGCAACGCUCCUGCAUGUGUUGGACGAAGUGGAGGUCUCAGUGGACAAGGAGGCAACUCUGGAAAUGAUCCAAACGCCGGACCACGGCUCGUGAGGGCGAUGAAUAUGCGGGAGAGCACAUUUCUUGUCGGUAUCAAGAGACAAGCCCUCAGACGCCUAGCCCGCCGUGGGGGAGUACGCCGCGUCUCAUACGAAACCUACCCUAUAUUCAGGGAAACACUCAGCGAUCUCUUGUCGGAGAUAGUUUUUGACGUAAACGUCAUGUUGGACCACACCGGAAGACAAACAGCAACGGCACGCGAUGUGAUCAACGUUAUUGCACGACGCGGCGUAAAAAUUUUAGGAGGGGAGCAUUAGCUGCGCUUGGAGCUGAGACGAAACACAAAAUAAAUUAAGAUUGCUGGGAGGGGUUGGAUUCCUUUAUUUGUUUGGGAAUUAGCUCUGGCGCUGAGCAAUAUCAAUCUUCCAGAAUCGUUGUAGAUUCAAUGACACGAAUUGUUAGGAUCAGCUCAUGUUGUAUCUGAUUGAGCACAAGCAGGUAAGAAACGGGCUAUAUUGCUUUAAGUUGAUUGUUUCUGAUCGGACUCUUUAUCUUUAAUAGCGCUCAAGUAGGUUUGACGCUUCCUCGGCUGUUAUUUAUAUUUAUAUUUAUUAUAAUAAACGCAGGAAAUAAUCGAGAUUCGAUCAUGACGCCGC
Molecule: messenger RNA, 1173 nt
Organism: Amoebophrya sp. A25
Lineage: Eukaryota; Dinophyceae; Syndiniales; Amoebophryaceae
Source: the annotation of a GenBank genome assembly